AGCGGGCUGCGGGGCCGCGCCAGCGGGAUCUCGGGCGGUUGGGAGCGCCUCUGCCAUUCGCCUCAGCUACAGCCGCCACAUCGGUCGGAAAACAUGAGCCGAGAUUUCAAACCCGGAGACUUGAUCUUUGCCAAGAUGAAAGGUUAUCCCCAUUGGCCAGCCAGGGUGGAUGAAGUUCCUGAUGGAGCAGUGAAACCGCCUACAAAUAAAAUGCCUAUUUUCUUUUUUGGAACACAUGAGACGGCAUUUUUGGGACCAAAGGACAUAUUCCCAUAUUCUGAAAAUAAAGAUAAAUACGGUAAACCAAAUAAAAGAAAAGGCUUUAAUGAAGGAUUAUGGGAAAUUGACAACAACCCCAAAGUAAAAUUCUCUCAUCAACAGUCCCAUCCAACUGUUAACAACACUGUUAAAGAGACUGUUGAAGAAAGCUGUCAAGAGCCCACUGAGGAAAGUGAAGAAAAAGUAGGAACCAAAAGGAGAAAGUCUACAGUUCCCAAAUUAUCUCCAAAACAGGAUAAUUUGCCCACUGAAGAUGAAACAGAAGAAAAAGAGAUGGAUGCUGCAAAGGAAGAAGAUGUCCCUUCAGAAAAACCCAGUAGUGAAGGUGUGGUGAAAGCUAAUGAUGUACCUAUUCCUAAAGUUGCUAGAAGAGGGAGAAAAAGAAAGUCUGAAAAACAAGCAGAAGCUGAGGAGGCAGCAGUAGCAGUGGCAACAGCUACAACAGUGGCAGCAGCAACAACUGCAGUAGUUGUGGCUCCUAAAGUGAGCCCUAAAAGAGGAAGACCAGCAGCUACAGAAGUAAAGGUCCCAAAACCAAGAGGAAGACCCAAAUUGGUGAAACCACCUUGUCCUUCAGAAAGUGACAUUGUUCAUGAGGAGGAUAAGACCAAGAAAAAAAUACCAGAAGAAAAACAACCAAAAAAACAGCUGAAAAAAGAUGAGGAGGGUCAGAAGGAAGAAGACAAACCAAGGAAAGAUAUUGACAAAAAGGAAGGAAAAAAAGAGACUGAACCAAAAAGGAAAAGUGCCACUAAAGUGGGUUCUACAUCAGCCUCUGAUUCUGAAGAGGAUGGAGAAGAGCAGGAAGGUGAUAAGAAGAGAAAAGGAGGAAGAAACUUUCAGGGUGCUCAUAGGAGGAAUAUACUAAAAGGCCAACAUGAGCGAGAUGUAGGAGAAAGAAAACGCAAGCAAGAAGAGCCAAUGGAAUCAGAGCCGCAGAGUAAAGAGGAAAACAAGAAACCAGAAGUAAAGAAGAUGGAAAAGAAGCGAGAAACAUCAAUGGAUUCUCGGCUUCAAAGGAUACAUGCAGAAAUUAAAAAUUCGCUCAAAAUUGACAAUCUUGAUGUGAAUAGAUGUAUUGAGGCCCUAGAUGAGCUAUCUUCGCUUCAGGUCACAAUGCAGCAAGCUCAAAAGCACACAGAGAUGAUCUUGACACUAAAGAAAAUACGGAAGUUCAAAGUUAGCCAGGUUAUCAUGGAGAAAUCCACUAUGCUGUACAACAAGUUCAAGACCAUGUUUCUGGUUGGGGAAGGAGAUUCUGUCCUCUCACAAGUGCUGAAUAAAUCACUUGCUGAGCAAAAACAGCAUGAGGAAGCAAAUAAAACCAAAGAACAGUGGAAGAAAGGACAAAACAAGAAAAUGGAAAAAGAAAAAGAGCAAACAGGUUCAAAGAUACUGAACGGAGGGCCUGAUGCUCAAGACAGUAACCAGUCACAGCACAAUGGAGACAGCACUGAAGAAAAAAGAGACAAGCAUGAAGUCGGCACUAAGAAAAAAACAUCUGGUGAAGAAAGAGAGCUUGAAAAAACAUCAAAGGACUCUUCCUCUGAAACUAAAUGA
Molecule: messenger RNA, 1839 nt
Organism: Emys orbicularis (European pond turtle)
Lineage: Eukaryota; Metazoa; Chordata; Testudines; Emydidae
Gene: PSIP1
Product: PC4 and SRSF1 interacting protein 1
Exons: 17
Coding region: 94-1839 (581 amino acids)
Source: RefSeq, a predicted model, not a curated record